CAGUCUGUGAAUUGAGCCGGGGGUGUGGAGCAGCCAAGAUGGAGCCGGCGGUCGGCAGUCCCGGCCUGCUGAUUAUGAACAACAAGCAGCCCCAGCCACCGCCACCUCCGCCGCCCGCAACGGCGCAGCCUCCAACUGGGGCACCGCGGACCGCCGGGAGCCUCGUGCCCGGGGGCAAAGCCCGAGAGUUCAACCGCAACCAGCGCAAAGACUCGGAGCAGGGCUAUUCCGAGUCUCCAGACCUGGAGUUUGAGUAUGCUGACACGGACAAGUGGGCUGCAGAGCUCUCAGGACGUGGACAUGGAGACGAUGACACUUUGUUCUUGACAGAGCUUUACAGCUAUACAGAAGGGCCAGAAUUCCUGAUGAAUCGAAAAUGCUUUGAGGAGGACUUCCGGAUGCACGUGACAGAUAAGAAGUGGACUGAGCUGGACACCAACCAGCACCGCACCCACGCUAUGAGGCUCCUGGAUGGCUUGGAGGUCACUGCCAGGGAGAAGAGGCUGAAGGUGGCUCGAGCGAUCCUCUACGUUGCCCAAGGCACCUUUGGGGAGUGUAGCUCGGAGGCAGAGGUGCAGUCCUGGAUGCGCUACAACAUCUUUCUGCUCCUGGAGGUGGGCACGUUCAACGCUUUGGUGGAGCUUCUGAACAUGGAAAUAGACAACAGUGCUGCCUGCAGCAGUGCGGUGAGGAAGCCGGCCAUCUCCCUGGCUGAUAGCACGGACCUGAGGGUCUUGCUAAACAUCAUGUACCUGAUUGUGGAGACCGUUCACCAGGAAUGUGAGGGUGAUAAGGCCGAAUGGAGGACAGUGCGACAGACCUUCAGGGCUGAGCUGGGUUCCCCUCUGUACAACAGCGAGCCAUUUGCCAUCAUGCUAUUUGGGAUGGUGACCAAAUUUUGCAGCGGCCAUGCCCCUCACUUCCCCAUGAAGAAGGUUCUCUUGCUGCUCUGGAAGACAGUGUUGUGCACACUGGGUGGCUUUGAGGAGCUGCAGAGCAUGAAGGCCGAGAAGCGUGCCAUCCUGGGCCUCCCUCCGCUGCCUGAGGACAGCAUCAAAGUCAUCCGCAACAUGAGGGCCGCCUCUCCCCCAGCGUCUGCCUCUGACCUGAUCGAGCAGCAGCAGAAACGGGGCCGUCGGGAGCACAAGGCUCUGAUAAAGCAGGACAACUUGGAUGCCUUCAACGAGCGGGAUCCCUACAAGGCUGAUGACUCUCGAGAGGAGGAAGAGGAGAACGAUGACGACAGCAGUCUGGAGGGGGAGACAUUCCCCCUUGAGCGGGAUGAGGUGAUGCCUCCCCCACUGCAGCACCCCCAGACUGACAGGCUUACCUGCCCAAAGGGGCUCCCGUGGGCUCCCAAGGUCAGAGAGAAAGACAUCGAGGUGUUCCUCGAGUCCAGCCGCAGCAAGUUCAUAGGUUACACUCUGGGCAGUGACACAAACACAGUGGUGGGGCUGCCCAGGCCAAUCCACGAAAGCAUCAAGACUCUGAAGCAGAGAGAAGAGAAAGAGGGGCUGAGACUGUCCUGUUCCUCCUCCCGUACUGGCCAGCCCGGGAGGGGAGGACACAAGUACACGUCGAUUGCAGAGGUCCAGGCGCAGAUGGAGGAGGAGUACCUUCGCUCUCCUCUCUCAGGGGGAGAAGAGGAAGUCGAGCAAGUCCCUGCAGAAACCCUCUACCAAGGCUUGCUCCCCAGCCUGCCGCAGUACAUGAUUGCGCUGCUGAAGAUCCUGCUGGCCGCAGCUCCCACCUCAAAGGCCAAAACGGACUCAAUCAACAUCCUAGCAGAUGUCCUGCCUGAGGAGAUGCCCACCACAGUGUUGCAGAGCAUGAAGCUGGGAGUGGAUGUGAACCGCCACAAAGAGGUCAUUGUUAAGGCCAUUUCUGCGGUCCUGCUGCUGCUGCUCAAGCACUUUAAGUUGAACCACGUCUACCAGUUUGAGUAUAUGGCACAGCACCUGGUGUUUGCCAACUGCAUCCCUUUGAUCCUGAAAUUCUUCAAUCAAAACAUUAUGUCUUACAUCACUGCCAAGAACAGCAUCUCUGUCCUAGACUACCCUCAGUGCGUGGUGCACGAGCUGCCGGAGCUGACUGCCGAGAGUCUGGAAGCAGGUGACAAUAACCAGUUUUGCUGGAGGAACCUCUUUUCCUGUAUUAAUCUGCUUCGGAUCUUGAACAAGCUGACAAAAUGGAAGCAUUCGAGGACGAUGAUGCUGGUGGUGUUCAAGUCAGCCCCCAUCUUGAAGCGGGCCCUGAAGGUGAAACAGGCCAUGAUGCAGCUCUAUGUGCUGAAGCUGCUCAAGGUGCAGACCAAGUAUCUGGGGCGGCAGUGGCGAAAGAGCAACAUGAAGACGAUGUCUGCCAUCUACCAGAAGGUGCGGCAUCGGCUGAACGACGACUGGGCUUACGGCAAUGGUGAGGCUCCCCACGAGAUCUUGAUGCCCGGCCUUGGGACUUCCAGGCAGAGGAGUGUGCCCUUCGUGCCAACAUCGAGCGCUUCAACGCCAGGCGGUACGACCGGGUCCACAGCAACCCCGACUUCCUGCCUGUGGACAACUGCCUGCAAAGUGUCCUGGGCCAGCGGGUGGACCUCCCUGAGGACUUCCAGAUGAACUAUGACCUCUGGUUAGAAAGGGAGGUCUUCUCCAAGCCCAUUUCCUGGGAGGAGCUGCUGCAGUGAGGCUCCUGGGCAAGAGACUGAAAAUGAAAGAAGGGGUGAUCUCCAGGUACCCCAGGGGCUGUCCUGGUUCCUUGCUGCAGUGCUCCCAUCCCCCUCCAGGUGGCAGCACAGCCCCACUGUGCCCUUCCCAGCCAGUGCUGGGUUGGCUGGGGAGUCUGCAUCUGACCUCUCAUUGAUUCCCAGCGUCCUGCUCGUGAGUGGUCAUCUCUCUGCUUGGGAUCCUCUCUUCCUUCACUCCUCCGCGCCCUCCUCUCUUGGACAUAGUUGGUUGCAGCUCAUUUGUCAUUCCACCCAAGGCUGGGAAAACCUGGGAUGGGCUGGGAACCUGCUGCAUCUGAAUUUCAGGGGUCACGCUGACUCUUCCUGAGACACAAAUCCUUGGCAUGUCAGCUUGCCAAAGAGGAGGGCUUACGAUUAGAGCCAGGCCAGAAAGUCAGAAUCUUGGUUUUGCUUUGGGGGCUUUCUGAUGUCAUUCCAGCCUCUUGCUAAGUUUCAUCUAGAAGCAAUUGCAGAGGCUCCUGCAGCUGCCUCAGCAGUUUGGUUUUGGACGGGGUUGGGACAGGAAGAGAAGCUUCCCUUAACCAGAGGUGCCAUUUUUUUUUUCUUGGUGUGCAAGGGUCUGUAAAUAUAUAUGAAUCUGUGUGUGUUCUCUUGUGUCAUAUUGGGGUUUUUAAUGUGUUUGUGUAUUCUGUUUACAUUAAAAGGAAGCAAAAACAA
Molecule: messenger RNA, 3397 nt
Organism: Orcinus orca (killer whale)
Lineage: Eukaryota; Metazoa; Chordata; Mammalia; Artiodactyla; Delphinidae
Gene: STRIP1
Product: striatin interacting protein 1
Exons: 22
Coding region: 39-2612 (857 amino acids)
Biological process (GO): cytoskeleton organization
Cellular component (GO): cytosol
Source: RefSeq, a predicted model, not a curated record